AUGGUGCCUAAGUCGAUAGCGGAAGCGGAGGGAGGAAGCGGUGCUGACGUAGGGGUUCGAUCUCGCCGUCUUCGUCUUCGUCUUCAUCGUCUUCCACAGCUAGUCGAGCCCUCAUCUCUUUCAUCUUCUUCCGCCGUAAUCUCCUCAUUUCCUCUUCGCUCUUCUCCUCUCCUCUCCUCUCCUCUCCUCCUCUCCCUCAUUCCCCCAUUGCCCUCUCCACCGCGCACACCAGCUGUUCAAUCAAAAGCCUUAACCAAGUCGUUCCUGAUAGAAGAAUUUCUUCUGUUUCCAAUAAAGUCCAACCCAAAAGCCGUGGUUUCAAGUGACACAGAGAUUUCAGUCGGUGGAGAAUCUGAUGUACUGAAAACAGUAUCUGAUAUUAUCCACUUCUUCCGCUAUCCACUAAUUCAAGAAAGUGCAACUGUUGAACUUCUUAAGAAGAUCCAGCAAAAAAUUUCUAGCAAUAUUAUUGGUUUAAAAACUGAGCAAUGCUUUAAUAUUGGACUUAAAUCUGAGUUGUCCACAGAAAAAAUAGACAUACUGAAGUGGCUUCUGAAGGAGACAUUUGAGCCAGAAAAUUUGCAGUCAAAAAGUUUUCUUGAGAAAGAGAUCCACCAAGCCAUGCCUACUGUAUUGAUUGAGGUUGGACCACGCAUGUCUUUCACCACAGCUUGGUCAGCAAAUGCUUUGUCUAUUUGCCAAGCAUGCACGCUAACAGAGGUAACCAGGAUGGAGAGAUCAAGAAGAUACCUUCUGUACCUACGGGCUGGAAGCAAUCCACUGGAGGACAACCAAAUUAAUGAGUUUGCAUCAAUUGUUCAUGAUAGGAUGACGGAGUGUGUUUAUCCCAAGAAGCUCACAUCAUUUAGCUCGACCAUUGUUCCAGAAGCAGUUAGUUUUGUUCCGGUCAUUGAACAUGGAAGGGAGGCUCUGGAGGAUAUUAAUAUGAAAAUGGGUCUUGCAUUUGAUGAGCAUGACAUUCAGUACUACACAAGCCAAUUUAAAGAUGAUAUAAAGCGUAACCCAACAACAGUUGAACUCUUUGAUAUUGCUCAGUCAAAUAGUGAGCAUAGCAUGCAUUGGUUUUUCAAUGGAAAGCUUGUUAUAGAUAGGCAGCAGAUGGAUAUGACUCUCAUGCAGAUUGUUAAGAGCACUUUGAGGGCAAAUCCAAACAACUUUGUUAUUUGUUUCAAGGACAAUUCAAGUGCUAUUAAGGGUUUCCCUGUCAAUUCAUUACGCCCGACAUCACCUGGCUCCACAUCUCCUUUAUGCAGAAUAAUACGUGACCUUGAUAUUUUAUUUACUGCUGAAACACAUAAUUUUCCGUGUGCUGUUGCUCCUUAUCCUGGUGCAGAAACUGGUGCCAGGGGUUGCAUUAGGGACACACAUGCGACGGGUAAAGGAUCCUUUGUUGUUGCUUCAACAACUGGCUAUUGUGUUGGCAGCCUUCUUAUUGAAGGUUCAUAUGCUCCUUGGGAAGAUCCAUAUUUGGUGUAUCCAUCCAACUUGGCUUCUCCUCUGCAAAUCUUGAUUGAUGCAAGUAAUGGGGCAUCAGACUAUGGGAACAAAUUUGGAGAACCUUUAAUCCAAGAUUUUACAAGAACAUUUGGAAUGAAACUGUCUAAUGGAGAAAGGCGUGAAUGGUUGAAACCAAUUAUGUUCAGUGCAGGUAUUGGGCAGAUUGAUCACUCUCAUAUAUCAAAAGGUGAGCUAGAAAUAGGAAUGCUGGUUGUGAAAAUUGGAGGUCCGGCAUAUCGAAUCGGAAUGGGUGGUGGUGCUGCUUCAAGCAUGGUUAGUGGGCAAAAUGAUGAAGAUUUAGAUUUCAAUGCUGUCCAACGUGGAGAUGCUGAGAUGGCACAGAAACUGUAUCGUGUCAUCCGUGCAUGUGCUGAAAUGGGAGAAAGCAACCCAAUCAUCAGCAUUCAUGAUCAAGGUGCUGGUGGUAAUUGUAAUGUAGUCAAGGAGAUUAUUUAUCCCGAAGGUGCUGAAAUUGACAUCCGAGCUAUAGUAGUUGGUGAUCAUACAUUAUCAGUACUAGAAAUUUGGGGUGCUGAGUAUCAGGAACAGGAUGCUCUCUUGGUGAAACCUGAAAGUCAUAGCUUGCUGCAAAACAUAUGUGAAAGAGAAAGAGUAUCUAUGGAAGUUUUGGGAAUAAUCAGUGGCAGCGGACGAGUUGUACUAGUAGAUAGCUCAGCUAUUGAACAAUGCCAAUCUAGUGGACUCCCUGUUCCGCCUUCAGUUGUGGAUCUUGAACUUGAAAAGGUACUUGGUGACAUGCCUCAGAAAUGCUUUCAAUUUAAAUGCACGCCACCAGUUCUGGAGCCUGUUGACAUUGCCCCUGGGACCACGUUAAUACACUCACUGAAGCGGGUUUUGAGGGUUCCUUCAGUUUGCUUAAAACGCUUCUUGACAACAAAAGUUGACAGAUGUGUAACAGGGCUUGUGGCUCAGCAACAGACAGUUGGACCCUUACAAAUUCCGCUUGCUGAUGUAUCUGUUAUCGCUCAGACAUACACUGAUCUGAUAGGUGGCGCUUGUGCCAUUAGAGAGCAGCCUAUCAAAGGUCUUAUAAAUCCAAAAUCUAUGGCGCGACUUGCAGUUGGUGAAGCAUUAACCAAUCUUGUUUGGGCUAAAGUUACAUCUCUUGGUGAUGUCAAAGCGAGUGGUAACUGGAUGUAUGCAGCAAAGCUUGACGGGGAGGGAGUAGCUAUGUAUGAUGCUGCUACAGCCCUUUCAGAAGCUAUGAUUGAGCUGGGCAUAGUGAUAGAUGGGGGAAAAGACAGUCUCUCUAUGACAACUCACGCUGGUGGUCAGGUUGUCAAGGCUCCCGGAAAUCUUGUUAUCAGUGCCUAUGUUACUUGUCCUGACAUAACAUUGACAGUGACUCCAGACUUGAAGCUGGGAGAUAAUGGUGUUCUAUUGCAUAUUGAUCUGGCAAAAGGAAGACGACGAUUAGGUGGUUCUGCUCUUCUGCAGUCAUUUGACCAAAUUGGAAAUGAUUGCCCUGACCUUGAUGAUGUUUCUUACCUGAAGAAGGUUUUCAAUGUUGUUCAAGAACUAUUGGGUGAAAAAUUGAUCUCUGCUGGUCAUGAUAUCAGUGAUGGCGGGUUCUUAGUCUGUAUUCUUGAAAUGGCAAUUGCUGGGAACUGUGGAGUGGAACUGAACCUGAGCUUUGGUCUUGUUAUUGAGGUUAGCUCGAAGAAUGUAGAUGUGGUCAAACAAAAGCUGGAAGCUGCUGGUGUUUCUAGUGAGAUCAUCGGCAAUGUUACUGCAUCACAGAUGAUUGACUUAUCAGUUUACGAUGCAGUUCAAUUGAAGGAAGAAAUGCCUCAUCUCAGGGAUUUGUGGGAAGAAACUAGUUUCCAUUUGGAGGGAUUUCAAAGGUUAGCUUCCUGUGUAGAACUGGAGAAGAAAGGUUUGAAGAGCAGGCACACUCCACUGUGGGAACUCUCCUUUACACCAAAAUUUACUGAUGAGGUAUUUAUGUCUGCUACUUUGAAGCCUAAAGUAGCUAUUAUUCGCGAGGAAGGGAGCAAUGGAGAUAGAGAAAUGUCCGCAGCAUGCUAUGCUACAGGGUUUGAACCGUGGGACAUCACAAUGUCUGACCUCUUGAGUGGUAAAAUUACAUUGGAUAACUUCCGUGGAAUCAUCUUCGUUGGAGGAUUUAGUUAUGCCGAUGUAUUGGAUUCAGCAAAAGGUUGGUCUGCAUCAAUAAGGUUCAACCAGCCUUUACUACAGCAGUUCCAAAAGUUCUACAACAGGCUUGAUACUUUCAGUCUCGAUGUUUGCAACGGGUGUUAGCUCAUGGCGCUUCUUGGAUGGGUACCGGGGGCUGAAGUCGGUGGUUCUUUAGGUGCUGGUGGAGACACAUCGCAACCGAGAUUCAUUCACAAUGAAUUAGGUCGUUUUGAAUGUCGCUUCACCAGUGUGCAGAUCGGAGAAUCUUCGGCUAUUAUGUUCAAGGGAAUGCAAGGUAGUACAUUGGGUGUUUGGUCUGCUCACGGUGAAGGGAGAGCAUUCUUUCCUGACGAUGAAGUCCUAAAUCGUAUUCUGAAGUCUGAUUUAGCACUUGUUCGAUACUGCGAUGACACCGGGAGUGUGACCGAACUCUAUCCUUUCAAUCCAAAUGGCUCGCCGCUCGGCAUUGCAGCUCUUUGUUCUCUUGAUGGACGGCAUCUUGCGAUGAUGCCGCACCCGGAACGAUGCUUCAUGAUGUGGCAAUUUCCAUGGUAUCCAGAAGAAUGGGAAGUUGAUCAGAAAGGGCCUAGUCCUUGGUUAAGAAUGUUUCAGAAUGCAAGAGAAUGGUGCUCUUGAAACAUGGUAUCUGAUUGAAGAUUGCUGUUAUUUGCUCUUUGAAUUCUGAAGUCAUAGAUAUACAUAACUUUUUUCUGAAAUAUAUCUGUUUAUAGAAGUUGUCUUCUUAUUUUUUCUGAUAUGUUACUGAGAAUUGAUGUCUUUUUAUCAUGAUGUUUAGAGUCAUGUUUUGAAAAAUAAUAGUAAUUUCUUCAAUUUUGAGUAUGUCAUGAGAAAUUUGGUCUUUGGAA
Dioscorea cayenensis subsp. rotundata (Guinea yam) is the source of this 4544-nucleotide messenger RNA. RefSeq names its product probable phosphoribosylformylglycinamidine synthase, chloroplastic/mitochondrial. Gene Ontology annotation, molecular function: phosphoribosylformylglycinamidine synthase activity. Gene Ontology annotation, biological process: 'de novo' IMP biosynthetic process. The record is from RefSeq and is a predicted model, not a curated record. Lineage: Eukaryota; Viridiplantae; Streptophyta; Magnoliopsida; Dioscoreales; Dioscoreaceae.